Molecule: messenger RNA, 1059 nt
Organism: Hypomesus transpacificus
Lineage: Eukaryota; Metazoa; Chordata; Actinopteri; Osmeriformes; Osmeridae
Gene: commd1
Product: copper metabolism (Murr1) domain containing 1
Exons: 3
Coding region: 40-603 (187 amino acids)
Biological process (GO): regulation of proteasomal ubiquitin-dependent protein catabolic process; negative regulation of protein localization to cell surface; positive regulation of protein ubiquitination
Cellular component (GO): endosome
Source: RefSeq, a predicted model, not a curated record
UCUCACGUGACAUGUUGUCACGUGAUCGCAAGCAGCGAUAUGGCGGAUGUGGACCCAACUAAAUCUCUGAACGGUUUACUAAAUGGAAUAGCUCAAAAAGUAUAUUACAACAAUGGUGAAAUAACAGAAGAAUUUUUGAAAAAUGAACUUUUUCCCGACCUCGCGCAAGAGGAAUUUAACGCUUUGCACGAGAAGAUGAGAGGCCUUUUGAAGUCUAUUGCCAUGGCAGAUAUGGACCAGCCCCAGCUGGAGGCCUUCCUGACAGCCCAGACCAAGAAGCAGGGUGGCGUCAACACAGAGCAGGCUGCAGCCCUCUCCCGCUUCUGGAAGGGUCAGCGGGGCCGGGUCAGAGAGAGCCUGCUGGGCCAGAGCCGAUGGGAGGCCGGCCUGAGGGGCCUAACUUGGAGGGUCGACCUUCCGACUUCGGCCAGCAGAGGAGAGGCGGCCAGCAGCCCUGUGGCCUUGGUGGAGUUGGAGCUGGGAAGGACUGGAGAGGACUCCGAGUUUGUGUGCCUGGAGUUUGAUGAGGCGAAGGUCAACCAGGUGUUAAAAAAGAUGGCAGAUGUUCAGGAGAGCAUCGACAGCAUCGUGCAUCGCAGCUAGUACGGUGUGCAAGCCCUGUGUGUUUGUAAUGUGUGACUGUGUGUGUGCGUGUCAAAUUGUGAGAAAGAGAGCGUGUGUAACAGAGCAAAUAAAAAGGACUGCAUGGAUGUAUAUAAGUUGUAAGUGCAUAAGUAAGCAUUUUGUGUGUGUGUGGAGAUGUCGUGCAGUUUGUGGCAAGCGUUGGGUGUGUUGGGAAGAAUGUUCAUAGUGCCCCAUUUUGUGGUUUCCUGCUCUAUUGAUGCUCAAUUCCUGUUUGGGUCCAAGGUGUAAGGUUAAAAGAAGAAGUUCCGUGAGAGCAAGCUGCCAUAUUACCAGAAUUUGCUGCAUACUAGUCUGUUGUACCCAAUGGAGCCUAUCUUUCUUUGAAAAUCAAAAUAUUUCUGCUUUCAUAUUCAUACUUUUGCUUAUAGAGAUCAUGUCAUAUUGUCAGAGAAAAUGGCUUGUUGUACAUAUUAA